Messenger RNA from Micropterus salmoides (largemouth bass), 4309 nucleotides. RefSeq names its product cyclin F (gene ccnf). Bases 260 to 2587 code for a protein of 775 amino acids. Gene Ontology annotation, cellular component: cytoplasm; nucleus; centrosome. The transcript is spliced from 17 exons. The record is from RefSeq and is a predicted model, not a curated record. Gene Ontology annotation, biological process: regulation of cyclin-dependent protein serine/threonine kinase activity; mitotic cell cycle phase transition. Gene Ontology annotation, molecular function: protein binding; cyclin-dependent protein serine/threonine kinase regulator activity. NCBI's taxonomy places the organism in Eukaryota, Metazoa, Chordata, Actinopteri, Centrarchiformes, Centrarchidae.
UAAGUGAGGACGCGUGCUUGAAUUUGAAUUCAGGCAAGAGUUAAGAUCUUGUUAAGAUAUUAGUCAACUAAGUUACUACAGUACAACAGAGGCAGCGAGCAGUAUUGUAACACUGUAUAUCUUAUUUUGUGGUGAAGUAGUCUGUAGAGUUCAUAUGUGUGAAACAUAUUAGCUAGUUUGCCGCAACAUUUAAAUCGCUGCUCAGAGUUCUUAGCUAACUUAAAGGCAUCGCUAUUAGAGGAGAGACACUGCACUUGCAAUGAAAGCAGGCGUAGUCCACUGCCAUUGUUCAAAAUGCUACUCAGUUCCAUCACGGAAGCGGGUCCGUAAGCGAACUCCAGCCCUAACCUUGCUGUCUCUACCUGAGGAGGUCCUCCUUUGUGUGCUCCAGUGCCUCUCUGCUGAGGACCUGUUGUCUGUCAGAGCAGUCCACUCCCAGCUGCGGGACAUUGUUGACAACCACUCCAGUGUAUGGGCCAGGGUCAGUUUCAGAGAUACUUGGCCAUCCCCCAAUACCUUAUGGCUAUUUGAAAGAGCUGCUGAGAAGGGGAAUUUUGAAGCUGCUGUGAAGCUAGGGAUUGCGUAUUUGUACAAUGAAGGACCGUUGUUGAGUGAUGAGGGGCGAGCGGAUGUAUGUGGUCGCAAGGCCUCCCACUUCUUUAGCCUGGCAGAGAGCCUGCGCUCUCCUGCGGCGUAUCCCUUCAUCUGGGUGUUCAUCCGUCCACCAUGGUCGCCCACCGGCAGUUGCUGCAAGGCUGUGGUGUUCGACCGCCUCAAGGCUGAGUGUGACAACAAUGUGGAGAAGAGAGGGCCCUUGUUGCACUGUUUGGCCAGAGUUUUGCAGCUGUUUGAAGAGAAUGAAAGACGCCAGGAUGCCAUAUCUAUGCUGGAGGAGUCGUCACAGGCUGGCUGUCUACAGAGCUCCUACCUGUUGUGGGAGCACAACAGGAAAGCAGCUAUGGCAGAUCCAGGCAGGUACCUCCAGUGUGUCCGAACGCUGAGGGACUAUGCUGGUAAAGGAUGCUGGGAGGCACAGCUCUCCCUGGCCAAAGUGUGCAGCAGUGGGAAUCCUCUGGGUUUGGAGUCAAAGGCCUGCUCUGACUUGGUGGCUCAGCUCUUCAGCUCCUCUAACCCACCAUCACAACACUGCACUCAGGGUAUCCUCAGACGGGGCAUCAAGGACACCAUGAGGUAUAUCUUGGUGGACUGGCUUGUGGAGGUGACCACCAUGAAGGAUUUCUCCAGCCUGACGCUGCAUGUAACAGUGGGUUGUGUAGAUCGCUACCUGGCUCUGCGCUCUGUCCCCAAAGCUCGCCUCCAGUUAUUGGGAAUCGCCUGCAUGGUAGUUUGUACACGCUAUAUCAGUAAAGAAAUCCUGACCAUACGUGAAGCUGUCUGGCUCACAGACAACACCUACAAAUAUGAGGACCUGGUUCGAAUGAUGGGAGAGGUUGUCUCUGUGCUGGAGGGAAAGAUCAGGAGUCCAACCCUGCUGGACUACGGGGAGGUGCUGCUGUCUCUGCUCCCUCUGGAGAGGCGGACCACUCACCUGUUCAGCUACAUCUGUGAGCUAUCGCUGCUCUACUCUGCUCUCUCCACGCCACCACCUGCCAAACUGGCCUGCGCUGCACUGCUACUUACGCGAGCACUACAUCACUAUGCUCCCCUCUGGCCCAGCCAGUUAGUUGACUACACCGGCUUCUCCAAGCAAGACCUCGUCUCCCUUUCUGUGCUGCUCUAUGUCAAGUGUUUCAGUCAAGAUGUUCCCAAAGAUUACAGGCAUGUGUCUCUUACUGGCGUCAAGCAACGGUUUGAAGAUGAGGCCUACCAGUACAUCAGCAAAGAAAAGGUGAUGGACUUUAAAGAGCUGUGUCAGAUCUUGGAGAUUCCUGAGGUGGAGCCUCAGAUGGAGCCUCCCAGUCCAACUGGUCAGCCAGCAGACAUCCACACCUUCCUUGCUUCUCCAUCCAGCACCAACAAGCGGAGACGCGAUGACGCCAUCCAGGCCCACAGAGCCAGCUUUGUGGCCACGCCCACGGCAGAGCUGUCUAAUCAGGAGGAGACGCUGCUGGGCGACAUCCUGGACUGGAGCCUAGACACUUCCUGUUCCGGUUAUGAGGGCGACCAGGAGGAGGAGAGCGAGGGAGAGAAAGAUGGUGAUUCUUCUAUGAUGUCCAUCAAACUGCACCUGCUGACUGAUGAAGACAAAAGACUAGAGCACUGCAGAGCCCUGUCCAGCGAUGAGGACAGCUUCUGUGAAGCUGAAAGAGAGGGGGAAGGCCAGGAACCGCUUUCCUUCUCUACAGACCUUCACAGUUCAGGAUACUCCUCCGUCCAAAGUGCCAGCCCCUCAUCCACAUGCUCCUCCUCCCUCAUGCCUUGCACAUUCAAGACAAUUACCACUUCCCUGAGAGCAGCCUCCGCCAAUGCCCAGCCAGGCUUCCGUCUUUUGGUGCCCAUGCAGAGGCCCCGGGGCACCUCCAGCAGACAAGUGAAAAGGAAAAACUCGGCAGCUCAUAGUGGAGGUGAGGUGGGAAGAGAAGAGGAGGAAGGCGGAGGAGACAAUGCAGGGUUUCUGAGCCUAUAGACGGGGGUUGUUCGACCAACCUGCUCAGUUAUUGUCCUCCAGCAAUUUGCUCUUGGUGCUGUUCCCCACUCCUGUCAGUCUGCACUGAUCCAUCAAUUGCCAAAAGAUCAAGAGACUUUGAGCUUGAGGAGAGUAAAGAAAAACAUAUAUAAAAAUGAGUUGCCUAAAAACUUGCCUUUCUUAUUACAUUACAUUUCAUUUACAUGUUUACAGGCAUGCCGCAAUAAAAUACCUCCCCUAAAACCAAUAACUCGCUGUCAGCUCUGAAACCACUGGAACAUCACUUUCCUCAGGACCCUGGUACCAUUUCUGUUUUUACAGCCUUCUACAACAACCUCUCUCAGAUCACGUUAGAUAGUUGUAAACCUCAUGAACUUGUUUUGGAAGGGGGGAAAAGUGUUCAUUGUUAAGAUCAUAUUGUGGGGAAAAACUUUAAACAUAGCUGUGUUUUUAUUGUCUUGGUUAUCAUAGUUUCUGAUAUGCACUGAGUCUACAAGAAUCUCUUGUAUUUGGUGAAUGUCAUCAAUAGGUGACGGUCAUCUAGUUGAUGAAAAGGUCUGCAUCUGAAGCCUGAAAAAAUAUGAUUGUAUGAAUUCCUCAUUCAGUUUUGUCCUUUAGUUCUCUGAAUGUUUGCCAAAGGUACUGUGGCGAUGACAUUUGUGUUUUCAGGGGCAUCUACUUAAAUAGAAACAGCUGUGAAAUUUUAUUAGUCUAUAUCUUCUCAUCUUGUACGUAUCCACCAGUUGUGCUUAUCAAUAUUACUUCAAACACCUAUAGCACACCAAUCCCCUCCAGGAACUGUUGAGAUAUUGACACUGUUCAAUAAGGUGUGUUGAUACUGACCAAGAACCACCAUCUGGAUGAGUAUGGUACAAACCUCAGCUUAUCAUCCAGAUGUGUAGUGCUCAAAUAUAACGAGGCAAUCGAUGCGCCAUGAAACUCGUAACAUCCUGAUAGGUUGUACUUUACUCACUUUCCUUCCCACCUGAAUUAGGUCUAGCACUUUCAUGAUCACAGAAGGAACACCGUUCAUUGCAAUGUGUCCAUAUUCAUGCUUGAACAAUCAAUACUAAAGUAUUUUUGAAUGGAUCUGUGUUGCCUCCUUAGAGCGAUAGGGAAGUUUAGACACUAAAGGAAAAAUAUUACUUGAUGGGGUUUUGGAAGUACUGUAUGUAUGCCUCAUAGGACACUGAGUACACAAUGUCUAAAUGAUUGUGACUGACUGUAAAUACAUUUUAAACUGUUACGCCAGACUGGUUAUCUCCUGUGUGUUAUAAAUGUACAUAGUACUAUAUGUAUAAAUGGAGAAAAACAAAGAACAUGCCACUAUUUUAAAUUGUUUUUGCUUCAUUCCAAAACGGCAGUUUUCUUUGUGAAACUUUUUUUUCUACAGUACAGUGUUUUCUCAAUAGACCUGGGAUGUCAUUAUGUUAUUAUGUAGUUCAACUAAAACAAGCCAUCAUGCAAGUUUUCUUUCGAGGAUUUUUCAUGUACACAGUUUAAUUGAUAUUCGCUCAAAGGUUUUGUUCCCUGAUUUCUUGAAUCGAUGGGCUUAUUACAGAGUGCUGUAUUGUUCUUAAGCUGUUUUUCUUGAAGUUGUGAUGGAAAUUUGAUAUUUUACUUUGUUUACGGUCAUCAACAAAGUGAAGAAUCAUAAUCAACUUAAAGAGAAAAUAAUUCACAUAUGGCAACAAUAAAUGGGCUAGCUGAAAGUCAUUUGUA